AUGACGGACUUCAAGCUAUUGGAGUUUGAGACCUUUUCAAAUAUUAUCAACAAUGAAUUAACCUCUACUUCACAAACUCGAACUGGAAUUAACCCAGCCACCACUCAGUCCAACCCACCCGUCCCAGUCUCAACCCAGGAUGACCUCGACAAGGCUGUGAAAGCCGCCAGAGCAGCAUUCAAAACCUGGUCCAAGACAUCCUUUGAUGAACGCCGCAAGGCCCUCAACGCCUGGGCCGAUGCCAUCGACGCCAACGCGGACGGGUUCGCAAAGACUCUGACAAUGGAGCAAGGCAAGCCAUUGACCCAGGCAACCGCAGAAGUGGGAAUGGCGAGCGUCUGGACCCGCGGACUAAGCUCAAUCGAGAUCAAGGAGAAUGUUAUCGAAGAGACAGACGACCGCAAGAUCGUGCAGCGCCAUACACCCAUGGGCGUGGUCGGCGCCAUCGUGCCCUGGAACUUCCCCGUCCUACUAGCCGUAGGCAAGAUCGUGUCGGCCGUCUAUACCGGCAACACGGUGAUCGUGAAACCAUCGCCCUUUACCCCAUACUGUGACCUGAAGCUCGCAGAGCUAGCAACCCACUUCUUCCCACCAGGAGUGAUCCAAUGUCUCAGCGGCGACGACUCCCUCGGACCCAUGUUCACCGACCAUCCCGGGAUCGACAAAAUCAGCUUCACAGGAUCAAUCAUAACGGGAAAACGAGUCAUGGCCUCCUGCGCCAAGACCCUCAAACGCGUAACCCUCGAGCUAGGUGGAAACGAUCCCGCAAUCAUCUGCAACGACGUAGACAUCGACACGAUCAUCCCGAAAAUCGGCAUCCUCUCCUACCUCUGCAGUUCCCAAAUCUGCAUGAUGAUCAAACGGCUCUACGUCCACGAAAGCAUCUACGACGAAUUCCUCUCCAAGCUAAUCACAUUCGUCACAACACUCAAGGUAGGCCACGGAACCGAACCAGACACCUUUUUCGGACCAGUGCAAAACGAAAUGCAGUUUGAAAAGGCCAAAGAGCUAUUCUCUUCUAUCACAACGGAGAACCUAAACCCCGUACUCGGUGGUUCGAUCGAGAACUCCACGGGCUACUUCAUCCACCCAACCAUCAUCGACAACCCGCCUGAAUCCUCGCGCAUCGUGCAGGAAGAGCCCUUCGCGCCCAUCUUGCCGAUUAUGAAAUGGUCUGAUGAGGACGAUGUGGUCGAGCGUGCGAAUGCGCUGGAGACGGGUCUUGGGUCGUCGGUUUGGUCGAAGGAUUUCGAGCGGGCGACGCGUAUUGCGGAUCAGUUGCAGUCGGGCUCUGUUUGGGUUAAUAGUCAUUUCGAUGUUUCGCCUACUGCGCCGUUUGGUGGCCAUAAGCAGAGUGGCAUGGGGGUUGAGUGGGGGCUUACUGGUUUGCUCGGGUAUUGCAAUUCGCAGACGCAGUGGUUGAAGAAGAGUUUCUAG
Messenger RNA from Penicillium nucicola, 1437 nucleotides. RefSeq names its product aldehyde dehydrogenase family protein. Lineage: Eukaryota; Fungi; Ascomycota; Eurotiomycetes; Eurotiales; Aspergillaceae. The coding region runs from base 1 to 1437 and encodes 478 amino acids. Gene Ontology annotation, molecular function: aldehyde dehydrogenase (NAD+) activity. The transcript is spliced from 2 exons. The record is from RefSeq and is a predicted model, not a curated record.